CAAGUAAGGAGCCAAGAUGAUGCAAAUACAAGUGCAGUCCAAGUCUUCAUACUUCAAAUGGGUACUAAUGCAACAUCUAUGAACAAUGAAACUGCUGCUGCUAGACUUGAAUUGAAUGGAGAGAGAGACCAGGAUUUGCCCAUGCUCAGUUUUUCUACCAUAGAAACUGCUACCGAUUACUUUGCAAUCAGAAAUAUACUUGGAGAAGGUGGCUUUGGAACGGUUUACAAGGGUAGGCUGCGGCAAGGUCAAGAAAUCGCGGUGAAAAGGCUUUCCACAAGAUCUCGGCAGGGGAUAAUGGAGUUCAAGAAUGAAAUUAGCUUGAUUUCUAAGCUCCAACAUAAGAAUGUUGUCAGUUUACUCGGGUGUUGCAUUCAUGGCGAGGAAAAUAUACUAGUUUACGAGUACAUGUCGAACAAUAGUUUGGACUCCUUCAUUUUCGAUUCUACCAAACGGAAGUUAUUAGAUUGGACAAAAUGUACAAAAAUUAUCGAAGGAAUUGCUCAAGGGCUUCUUUACCUCCACAAGUACUCUAGGUUAAGGAUAAUACAUUGCGACUUAAAACCAAGUAAUAUCUUGUUGGACAGCGAUAUGACUCCCAAGAUAUCUGAUUUUGGCAUGGCGAGAAUUUUUGAGGAGAACGAAAGUCGACCUAUGACAAAAAGGAUUGUUGGAACAUAUGGCUACAUGUCUCCUGAAUAUGCCCGGGAGGGCCUUUACUCUGAGAAAUUAGAUGUGUUCAGCUUCGGAAUCAUUGUGCUAGAGAUAUUAAGUGGCAAGAGGAACAUUGCCUUCUGUGAGACUCUUCAUACUUCAGAUCUAGUUGGCUAUGCAUGGAACUCGUGGAAAGAAGGGAAGCACACGGAGUUCAUGGACUCGACAUUAACGAUUUCUUGCUCAUCAAUCGAAGCUCUACGGUACUUACAAAUAGGUCUCUUAUGCGUGCAAGAGAGACCAUCGGAUCGACUGUCAAUGCCGGAGGUCGUCUCGAUGCUUAGCAACGAGGCGACGGCUCUGCCUUAUCCCAAAGAGGCUGCUCUUUUGGGCUAUGUCAGCAGCAGUACUGAGGGCGAGUCAUCAAAAAACAACCAAGGACCAUGGGUUACGUCUGUUGAAUCAGUUGUGUCAGUGAUAUCUCCUAGAUAGGCUAGCUUGUUUGUGUACCAUUGGCAGCCCUGAGUUCAUUUUUUAGUUCCAGAUUUGUAGUCACAGAAAAUUG
Molecule: messenger RNA, 1219 nt
Organism: Rhododendron vialii
Lineage: Eukaryota; Viridiplantae; Streptophyta; Magnoliopsida; Ericales; Ericaceae
Product: G-type lectin S-receptor-like serine/threonine-protein kinase SRK
Exons: 5
Coding region: 58-1146 (362 amino acids)
Biological process (GO): protein phosphorylation
Molecular function (GO): ATP binding; protein kinase activity
Source: RefSeq, a predicted model, not a curated record